AAGAAAUCUUCUUAACAAAGAAAUGAUUUAUUUAAGAUGUUGGGUUGCUCCUGUCCUGGCUGAUAAGGCCUUGUUGUAAGAGUCAGUGCAUGUGACGUGAUGUAUUUCACACCAUCUCUGUAUUUGCAUAUGUUGAAAUCAAACAUGAGGCCAUUAAUAUCAGACGCCCCUAGCCAGGUUUUGGAGUGGCUUCAUAUAAACAUCAUGCUUCCUCACGACCGUUCGAUAAUGUUUUUUCUCCGACUGUGGCUAUGAAAUACCACUGAGGCUACUCACAGUUGUUUCUGACAAUGUACUCGACUCACAUGCAGUGUAGUGCCUCCAGCGUUUUAUUGCAUUGUAGCUGUAACGCACUUUGAAUUGCCUUGUGUACGAAUUGUGCUCUAUAGAUAAACAUGCCUUGCCUUGCAGGGCUUUGUUCCCUUACAUCAGUGUUACACAUCUCUAAGAAAAAUAAUAUUAAAGUCGCUUUAAAUGGCUUUUAAUAGUAAACAUUGAGGUUGCAGGUUAGUAAGACCAACUAGUACCCAAAACCUUUUGCUUUUGGAUUCAAAGAGUCUUGUCUUUUUGUUGAGAGAAUCUGAAAUGAGGAAUGCAAAUAUCAACGUUUUCCAUGUAGAUUUUUAGGUGCUCCAUGGGGUUGUCAUUCAUAGACAUGCACAUACAGCACUUUCAAUGGUAUUCAAACCAUUUUAAUUCACAAGGAGCCUCUCAAACUACUUUAGCAAUAUAUUGAAAAACAAUAUUUAAUUUACUGAAGCUGGUGUUUUCUACCAUUAAAAGGUAUCCUGUGGAACUUUUGUACGCUAGCGAUGCCACAAAACAUGUUUUUGAUGAUUGGCUCCCCGUUGAGUUUGGGAUCGAGCACACUGAUAGUUUGACGACAUUUAAUUAUUUACUUCAGACAAGAUGUACAGGACAGACCUCCCUGGUUCUAUGGAGGAACAUGAGAAUAACUGCAUUUUGGAGAUACACAGUGAUCUCAUGAGCAACAGGGUGGCUGUAUGAUGUGGCCGUUGCUCAUCAGAACAUACAGCAGGGUCAGCGUGACAGAGCCUCCCUGCAUUGUGGUCACGUGUCACUGAUGGAGAUGCCUCUAAAGAUCCUCCUGACAGACUCAUUACACUUUAAUGGAUUUUCAGCUAACCGCCCAUCAGGGUGAGUGACCGUGCGGGUCUUGGUGCUGUCAAUUCACAGGAUAGUCUGGCGCACAAGGAUUCACAUGUAUCAACAGAAUCAAACCAGCUGUUUCUUACCUUUUCUAUUCAUACAGGAAAUUGUUCGGCACCACUGUUUUCUAGCAAGAAGAGAGCGUACAAAGGUCGUUGAGAUUUAAUGGCAAAUGCAGGACCAGUUCAAGCACCUGCUUGGACAUACUGUGCAGAAUGGAUGGAAACUGGGAACAUUUAAGAUGUGACCUUGAGUCUCUCUUUCCACCAUCGGCCAUGAUGGAUGCUGGUCCAAUGGCAGUUAGUCUACAGCGACUGUUGUCACAGAAAGACGACACAGAGGUGAAGGAUGGGAAUACAGCACCUGACCCUCCCGUUGUCUGCGAAGGGAAAGAUUCCUUCAUGUGUUCACUCGCUCUUGGCGCUGCAACAAACUUUGUCACCGUGGUAACCAUCAGCAUCUUCUCCGACAUUGCUCCGCCUGUUCUCCUCAGGAUUCCUGACCGACCUGUGAGACAGAGUCCUCCAGUCAACCUGUCACACAUUCAGACCAUUGAGGCCGAACUGAUUGUACACUGGGACGACCCGCCAGACUCUGAUAUCGGUCCGCUGAGAUACGAAGUUCGACACUCUCCCAACACCGCUCAUCCAGCAUGGCAGGUGGUGUCUGUGCCUGCAGAGCCCAGGUUGUCUCUUGAGCUGAAGCCCAGACUAAACUACACCAUCCAGGUUCGCUGCUCUGGCCUAGACAAGCCUCCAGUGUGGAGCGACUGGAGUGAACCUCACCACAUCUACCUGAACUUGGUGAGCUACAUCCCUGAGAAAGUGGUGGCGCGACCAGGAGACAACGUCACAGUGUAUUGUGUGUUCAACGACCGCAGCAUCAACGCCAGCACGGCCAUGUGGAAGCUCAACUUCCAACGGCUUGAUCGCAGUCAGUACCACCCAGUCAACCAGUGGGUCAGCCAGAUCACAGUACGUCCUUCUGAGACUCAGAUGUAUGACCUGCUGCAGUGCACUCAGGAGUGGACCGGCCCAUACAACCAGAUCUAUGUAGAAGGAGCCUCCAUCAAUAUAAACUGUGUAACCAACGGCGAUAUCGAUGCUAUGGACUGCAGUUGGAAGAACACACAGUUGACUAAUCCUAAAUUCAGGUCAAGGUGGGCCGACCUGCCAUGCGAUGUGAUGGAGGAGAGGGAAACAGCUGGAGAGAAAGUGGGGGAGAUGGGGCCGGCUUGCCCGCAGGUUCAAUCCAAGCGAGAAACCUGCACCAUCCAGCCUCUGAGGAUGAACUGCUACAUGCUGUGGCUGGAGGUGCCGACCCGGCUGGGCCCCAUCAGGACUAAACCCACCUACCUGACUCCCAUAGAUCAUGUAAAACCCCAUAUGCCCACUAAUGUGAGGGCAGUGAGCCGAAGCAGUGGGGUCCUGAUGGUCACGUGGGAGCCUCCGUCUCUGCCAGCCGAGGGGCUCCAGUGUCAGAUUUGCUACCACUCGACCUCCGCUGUCAGAGCCCAGCCGGAGUGGAAGAUCCAGAGUCCAGUGCGGGUUUCGUGGAUGGAGGUGGCAGUGUCGGACAUGUGCCGGGUGUAUAUGGUACAAGUACGCUGCAUGCACACCAACGGCACCGGCUAUUGGAGCGAAUGGAGCAAUGCGGUCUACUCCAUGCCUCAGAACAGCAGAGCUCCAGAGCGUGGCCCUGAUUUCUGGAGAGUCUUUCAAGAUGAGCCAUACCGAAACCAGACUAAUGUAACUCUGCUAUUUGAGCAACUCCAAAUAUCAGGGCACUCUUAUUGCGUGGAUGGAUUUAUAGUCCAGUACCAGGCGUCGACUGGCUUUGUGAUCAGGCAGCAGAUCGACAUGGCGUCCUCCUACAGCUUCCAGUGGGACAAAGAGCCCCAAACUGUGACUGUGGAGGCCUUCAAUAAUCUGGGGAGCUCCACUAACAACAUCAACAUGACACUGGAAAGACAACCCAAACGCCGCUUUGUGCGUUCAUUCAGUGUGUUGGUUAUCAACAGCACCUGUGUGUCUCUGUCCUGGAGUCUGUUGGACGACAGCUCUGUCCCUCUGUUCAUGGUGGUGCAGUGGUCUCCACAGAGGCAACCGGUAUCGGAUCAUCACAAGGGCCGGGCUGGGGAAACGUGGGCCAGACUGCCAUACACAGACAGCCCCAUCUAUCUGAGAGGUGAUUUCUUCGGCUCUGAGCAGUCAGGCUUCUACUUGUACCCAGUGUUUGCUGAUGUAGAGGGGGAGCCGAUGUACGCUAUAGCCACCAGACGAGACCCUGCAGCCUACAUUAUGCUGAUGAUCAUCUCCUUCCUCUCCAUCGUCCUGUUUGUCACCCUGAUCCUCUCCCAGAACCAGAUGAAAAGGUUUGUGUGGAAGGAUGUUCCCAACCCAAACAAAUGCUCCUGGGCCAGAGGACUAGACUUCAACAAGACCGACACCUUUGACCACUUGUUCCAACUUCCAGAGAGCCUGGCAGCCUGGCAGCUGCUCCUUCCAUCUGAGAAUAUUUCCAAAGUCGCCAUAGUUGACAAGAUCAAUCUCUCACGUGUGUCCCUAACACCCGACCCAGCCACUGUGUUAUCUCUCUCCCGUCCUCCAGGGUCUGACUCGGAGGUCAACCAAGCCCAGGCCAUGGAGAGUGAGAGGCUCUUUGGUGGAGCUCCUUCUAUAGUGCUUAAUCUGGAUGCCUUAGUCAGUUCAAGCCCAAGAUUAGAUCAAUUACAGCUCGACGAUCUACAAGCAGACCAGCCCCCGGGCCUCAAUGACAGCUCUGCUCAGUCUUCAGUCACAUAUGCCACUGUGCUGCUCUCUGAUCUGAAGCAGGAGCAGCAGCAUAUUCAUCUCCACGACAAGAGUGGUAGCGGCAACAGCUCCAGCGAUGAGGGCAAUUUCUCUGCCAACAACUCAGACAUUUCUGAUUCUUUCCGCGGCGGCCUGUGGGCGCUGGACAGCUGCCGAGGUGGAGAGAUGGACGACCCGCGGCGCUUCUGCUCCUAUAACUCUGUGGAGGAGCUUUCUGAAACAUCAGAGCAAGAAGGUGAAGAAGAGGGGGUGAGAGAAGAGAAAGACAUGUACUAUCUAGAAAUGGACUAUCCAGCAGAGGAUGAGGAAAGCGAGGAAGAUGAGGUGCAGAGAGAAGAAGAGACAAACAUUAAGCUGCUCAACAAUGUAGUUUUGAACGGAGAGGACUGUUCUGUGGAGUCACACCCUUUGCUCGGCCCUGAGGAGUCGAGCGAGCUGCUGUCAGCGACAACGCAGGGCUUUUCUCCGCUUUACCUCCCUCAGUUCAGAACUGCUUCGUGUACGAGGCAACUCAAAGCUCAACUACAAGAUGACAAACCCCUCACACAGACUGGAUUUAAAUGAAAAUUUGCAUCUUUAAAUCAGUUGUGUCAUUGAAAGCCUCAUGAUUCAGCAUUUACCAAAGCGGGUUUGCACAUGUUCCUUCAGAGACAUACCAUACCACGACCAAUGUGUGAUUGCAAAUUGAACAUUCAUCAAUGCUGCUAUUUUGUUCUGUGGGAGAAGACGUCACAAUCCUCAUUCAUAGACAUUUCUUUCUUUAAAAGCCAGAUUCUACUGUGCUACACUGCUCUUCUGCACUCGGUAAGUGAUGCUGUGAAAUCUGGACCCUUUCAAUGGAUGUUAGGCAAGUGGAGUAAUGGACAGUCCUCACAGAGAGACAGCAUGCAGUCUGUACAAGCAGUGCAUUGGUGAGGAAGUGAGUAACAGAGGUGGUAGGCAACUUGUGGCUUCAAAAUACUGUAUAUACAUGCAUACACACAGCAUAUUGCAUGCUAGUGGUCAUACCUUUGAUGCAUUAAAAAAAGAUGUGGGAAGUCUGUGUGUGCCUACAUUCACUCAUCUGCUGCCACCGUAAAGUAGAAACAAGUGGUCUUUCAUUCUCUGCUGAGAUAUUUUGGCUUUAUUUCAAGUGAAACAUGGAAAAGGUUUAAAGAGAAUAAAAAAACGCACAGAUAGUGAGAGAGAAAAGGUUUGUGGUCUGCUCAGUUUUGGUUUCCUCAAAGCAUAUUUGGACUGUGAAGGUAAGGCAAACCUUGGAUGUCACAUCAAAGCUAUUCGUGUGACUAACUAUAAUGCAAGUUAAUGAUGAAAACAGAUGUAGUAUGUGUGUAAUUGCAGGUGAUUUUUGGACACAGACUUUAUUGCAUUUGUAAUCAGCUUGCACAACACCUGCAUGCACUAACUCAGCCACCAACCCAAAUAAUGUAUUUUUGUACUUUGUGCUGUAACGUAUUUAAAAUGUUGAUAUAGUUUGUGAGAUAUGUAUCAAUUUGUUCUGUGUUUGGCCAUGUAAAAAAAAAGACAAAAGAAUGUAUCUUUAAAACAAGAAGACAGAAAUUAAAAGUAAUGAAAAUAUUGCUUGACAGAAAUUGUUAUUCUAUAUUGAGAGAUUCAUUCUACUUUUCAUGGUUAAAAUAAAGUGUUUAUUGUGAA
This is a messenger RNA of Cyclopterus lumpus (lumpfish), 5639 nucleotides long. It is a transcript of the gene lepr, whose product is annotated as leptin receptor. The transcript is spliced from 18 exons. The record is from RefSeq and is a predicted model, not a curated record. NCBI's taxonomy places the organism in Eukaryota, Metazoa, Chordata, Actinopteri, Perciformes, Cyclopteridae. Gene Ontology annotation, cellular component: external side of plasma membrane. Bases 1386 to 4547 code for a protein of 1053 amino acids. Gene Ontology annotation, molecular function: cytokine receptor activity; protein binding. Gene Ontology annotation, biological process: immunoglobulin mediated immune response; cytokine-mediated signaling pathway.